This is a messenger RNA of Phragmites australis (common reed), 2778 nucleotides long. RefSeq names its product probable methyltransferase PMT24. The record is from RefSeq and is a predicted model, not a curated record. Gene Ontology annotation, molecular function: methyltransferase activity. Gene Ontology annotation, cellular component: cytoplasm; endosome; trans-Golgi network. NCBI's taxonomy places the organism in Eukaryota, Viridiplantae, Streptophyta, Magnoliopsida, Poales, Poaceae. Bases 1 to 2778 code for a protein of 925 amino acids. The transcript is spliced from 7 exons.
AUGGCGAAGGGCGGCCGGAGCUCGCGCGGCGGCGGGAAGCGCGGCGCCGCGUCGUCGUCGGCGUCGGCGUGCGCCUACUACGCCACGACGGGGCUGCUUGUAGCGCUGUGCGUCGCGGGGGCCUACUUCCUCACGUCGACCUCGGCGGCGUCCGCCGACGGGGACGCGGCGGGCACGGUCACCUCGUACCGCCACACGACGCGGUCAUCGUUCGCGUACGAGGUGACCAGGGAGAAGGCCCCGCCGUCGCCGCCGCGCAAGGUGGAGGCCGACGAUGCCCGGUCGGGGAAGGCUGCUGAGAGUGGCUCCGAUGAGGAAGGCGCCGAGGAGGAGCGCAAGAGCGUGGCCACGGCGGCCGCCUUGGACGAUCCGCAUGCCAAGCCUGAUGAUCGUGAUCAGGAACAUGUCGCUGACGAGGAGAGUAUGGAGGGGGAUCACAAUAACUCUGCGGCGGCCAUGGAGGAAGAGAGGAGCGAGGAGGGAGAUCACGUGGACGCCGGCGAGGCGAACGCAGAGGACGCGGCAGCGACCAUCACACACGGCGGGGAGGAUAAGGAGCAAGAAGCCUUACUGGAGGAGAGCCACGAGCCGCGAGAACAAGAGCAGCAGCUGCAGCUGCAGAUGCCGCGUGAAGAGACCCGGGCUGCUGUCGUGGAGGAGAAGAGCUUGGACGGUGGCACCAUGGAGGAGACCAACGCGGGGCAGAGACAGCGAGAGCACGAGCAGAUCAACGCGGGGCAGGCAGCUGGUGGAGACCUGCGCCGGGAAGCGCAGGAGGAACCCCAUACCAACGGCGACGAACGAACGGAGCAGGAGCCAGAGGAGGAGCGCCAGCAGCACCAACCAGAGGAAGAGCGCAGCAAUGACCAACCACAGAGCGAAGAGGAAGGGCACUCAACGGUGUCAGACGCCAGCGGCGAGGCCUUCCGUAACCAAGACGAGGACGGCGGUGACGGCGACAAGCCGGCCGUGUCGGAGCAAAUGAAGGACGCGGACAGCAAUGCCAGUCAAGACGAUCACAGCGUCGCUGACUCGCUCGUAGGCGAAGCCCGCACAGAGGAGCAGAAGGCGUGGGCGACUCAGGCCGACCAGUCCCACCGGGAGAAAGACCGCCGCGAGGAGAACGCGGGCAGCAAUGAGAACGACACCAACGGCGCGGACAACGCCGGCGGCGAGGAGCACGAGUGGCGGGUGUGCAACGUGAAGGCGGGCGCGGACUACAUCCCGUGUCUGGACAACGAGAAGGCCAUCAAGAAGCUGCGGCCGGAGAACUACCGGCGGUACGAGCACCGGGAACGGCACUGCCCCGACGAGGGCCCCACGUGCCUCGUCCCGCUCCCGAGCGGCUACCGCCGGCCCGUCGAGUGGCCAAAGAGCCGAGACAGGAUAUGGUACAGCAAUGUGCCGCACACGAAGCUGGUGGCGGUGAAGGGCCACCAGAACUGGGUGAAGGUGAGCGGGCAGUACCUGACCUUCCCCGGCGGCGGCACGCAGUUCAUCCAUGGCGCCCUGCACUACAUCGAUUUCCUUCAGCAGUCCGUGCGCGGCAUCGCGUGGGGGAAGCACACGCGGGUGGUGCUCGACGUCGGCUGCGGCGUGGCCAGCUUCGGCGGCUACCUGUUCGAGCGCGACGUGGUGACCGUGUCGUUCGCGCCCAAGGACGAGCACGAGGCGCAGGUGCAGAUGGCGCUCGAGCGGGGGAUCCCGGCCAUCUCCGCCGUCAUGGGCUCCAAGCGCCUGCCCUUUCCCAGCAAGGCGUUCGACCUCGUCCACUGCGCGCGAUGCCGCGUCCCCUGGCAUGCCGAUGGUGGUGCUCUCCUCCUUGAGCUGAACCGCGUCCUGCGCCCCGGCGGCUUCUUCGUAUGGUCGGCGACGCCGGUAUACCAGAAACUGACGGAGGACGUCGAGAUCUGGAAAGCAAUGUCAUCUCUGACAAAAUCCAUGUGCUGGGAGCUGGUGUCGAUCAAGAAAGACAGGCUCAACGGCGUCGGCGUCGCCUUCUACCGCAAGCCGACGUCCAACGAGUGCUACGAGACCAGGAGGCGGCAGCAACCUCCGAUGUGCAGCGACGACGACGACGCGGACGCGGCGUGGUACAUCCGCCUCAACUCGUGCAUGCACCGCGUACCGACUGGCCCGUCGGAGCGCGGCACGAGGUGGCCCGUGGAGUGGCCGCGGCGUGUACGGACGCCGCCGUACUGGCUCAACAGCUCGCAGGCCGGGGUGUACGGGAAGCCGGCGCCGGAGGACUUCACGGUGGACUACGAGCACUGGCGGCGCGUCGUCGACAGGUCGUACCUCAACGGACUGGGCGUCGACUGGUCCAGGGUCAGGAACGUCAUGGACAUGAGAGCUGCCUAUGGAGGGUUCGCGGCCGCGCUUCGAGAGAAGAAGAUCUGGGUCAUGAACGUCGUCAACGUCGACGCGCCAGACACGCUGCCGAUCAUCUUCGAGCGCGGGCUUUUCGGCAUGUACCAUGACUGGUGCGAGUCCUUCAGCACCUACCCGAGAACCUACGACCUCCUCCACGCCGAUCAUCUCUUCUCCAAGAUCAAGGAGAGAUGCGCGGUUCUGCCGGUGGUGGUCGAGGUCGACAGGAUCGUCAGGCCGGGGGGCAGCAUCAUCGUGCGCGACGAAGCCGGUGCCGUCGGCGAGGUGGAGAAGCUCCUGAGGUCGCUGCACUGGGACGUGCGGCUGACCUUCUCCAAGAACGACGAAGGGGUGCUGUACGCCGAGAAAUCGGAUUGGCGGCCGGAGCUGCUCGAGGAGCCAUCGUAA